Messenger RNA from Rhododendron vialii, 946 nucleotides. RefSeq names its product membrane protein PM19L. Lineage: Eukaryota; Viridiplantae; Streptophyta; Magnoliopsida; Ericales; Ericaceae. Bases 170 to 706 code for a protein of 178 amino acids. The transcript is spliced from 3 exons. The record is from RefSeq and is a predicted model, not a curated record.
UUGUAUGUUUGCUUGGCCUUGAGAUAAAGGAGGAGAAGUUUAAGGGAGCGUUUGGUUAGGCGCGUAAUAUAUAGAAAUUCUCUUUGGGUUGCUUUUAAUUAAAUUGGUGGUUUGAUUUGAAGGAGGGGAGAAGAAGAAGAAGAAGAAGAAGAGGAGGCCAGAGGACGAAAUGGCAACAGUGGGAAGGAACGUGGCGGCUCCAUUGCUGUUUCUGAACUUCGUUAUGUAUUUCAUUGUGUUGGGUUUCGCUAGUUGGUGCGUCAAUAAGUACAUCAAUGGCCAAGCUCAUCAUCCUAGUUUUGGAGGGAACCCCGCAACUGGUUACUUCUUGACGUUUGCAAUACUGGCAGCAGUGCUAGGGAUAGUAUCGAAAUUCGCCGGCGGGACCCAUAUUCGCGCGUGGAGAAAUGACAGUCUAGCGGCCGCAGGAGCUUCCUCCUUGGUUGCAUGGGCCGUCACUGUGCUAGCUUUUGGGUUUGCAUGCAAGGAGAUAGCACUAGGAGGUUACAGAGGCUGGAGGCUGAAGGUUCUGGAAGCAUUCAUAAUAAUCCUCACCUUCACCGAAUUACUCUACGUUCUUUUGAUUCAUGCCGGCAUGAUAAGCAGCAGAUACGGGCCGGGUUACCGAGACACCGGAUAUGGCACUGGAGUUCCGGGCACCGAUCCGGCCCUCAAGGGUACCGGUAUUCCUGAAUCGAGGGUUUAAUUAAGCUUCAAGAAUACGUAUAGUAGUUCGAUCUUUUGUGGUUUUUAUGCCCUUAUUCGUGUUUUUCUAAUAACUGCUUAGAAGCGUUAUUCUGGGUCUGGAUUAUUCUCUGGGUGUGUAAAUAAAGAUGGGAGGACUUGUGUGUGUGUGAUGUAUGAUGUAUUUUGAGGAUGUUCUUUGUGCCUCAAAGCAUGUGAUGUAAUAUUGAAAUGUGUUUGUAAAUGUCAUGUUAUGUUUGUA